CACACACACACACACACACACACACACACUGCGAACCUCGGAGCUGAGAAGGGACGGGGUUACACAUCUCUAUGUAUAUACCCUGUCAGGCCGGUGAAGGAGGCUAGUCAGCACUUAGACGUCAUCUUAUAUUUCUGUGUCUUUUUUGGGAGCACCUUGUAAAGCAAUUUGGAUAUAAUCUGAUGAGGAGCAGCGGCUGAUUCAUGAGACGACCAAUGCGCGGGGCCUGCGCACCCACCUCGAGAGGCUGUAAAGCAGAGCUGUAACAGAGCAGCGGCUGAUUCAUGAGGCGACCAAUGGCAAUGCGCGGGGCCUGCGCGCGCACAACGCUCUUGCUCGCCUCAGAUAUUCAUGUAGAUCUAAAUGAUCUAAUUAUGCUUCUAACUUACAUAGCAGGCGCUAGGCUGCUUGUGUAUGGUCAAUGCUAUAUAGUGUGAGAUCAAGAACAGAAAUAUGCAAUCCUCUACACUGUACGCGCUUGUUGCUGCGCUGGUGAUAGUGGGACAGCAUGCUGCUCAGGGUCAAGAUGAAGUGGUAUUUCAAACCAUCAGUCUCAGCGCUAGUAGGGGGCCAUCUGAAGUAUUUGCCCAAUUAUCGAUCAACAGAGUACCAAGUUUCUUCAUCAAUCGUCCAACAACAACACAACUCGAUAUCCCCGAAGGAUCGAGUAUAUUUUACAAUGGAAAUAGUUUGGCCAUAACUGGUGCCGAUCCAAUUGUGCUGACAGCAAGUAGAUUUCAGUAUUUGUAUCAAGAUCCUGGGAGUUUCAGAUUUCGAGAUGUCACUGGACCAAUCCCGGGUGCCGGUGGACAACCUGGACCUGGAACUUUGUACUAUGAUGGAGAUACAGCACUUUUUACAAAUUCAGAUGUAUUUAUUGGCAUUUAUGAAGGUCUUGCAGCUCAGUUCCCUGUCCCACCUUCACAAGUGACGAUCUCUACUCCACGAGUGAACAAUGAACAACCUCCAAUCCAGUCCUUCUGAUCCUGUUACUGACGG
Messenger RNA from Halichondria panicea, 999 nucleotides. RefSeq lists its product as uncharacterized. The record is from RefSeq and is a predicted model, not a curated record. The transcript has 3 exons. Lineage: Eukaryota; Metazoa; Porifera; Demospongiae; Suberitida; Halichondriidae. Bases 454 to 984 code for a protein of 176 amino acids.